AUGGCUAUGGGUGGUAGUUCUAAUGAUAUACCUGAUGAUGAUUUUGAUGAGAACAAACCAUUGUGGAAGUAUAUAACUAAAUUAGCAAAACCUAGGGAAGGAAGAGGAAAUUGCCAAUUACAAUGUAAUUUUUGUAAUAAUACUUUCAAAGGUUCAUAUACAAGAGUAAGUGCACACUUGUUAAAACUCCCAAGAAAGGGAAUUGGUGCUUGUAAGAAAGUGACAAGUCAAAAACUUUCACAAUUGCAAAAUGAGAAUGAUGCUGCUAAACUGAGAAUUAAAAAUACUCAUCCCAAAAAUGUACCAUUGCCUUCUUCUAGUGUAUCAGUGGGUAGUAGUAAUGCUUAUGAAUCAAAGAAGAGGAGAACAUGUGGGAGUGGGAGUGUUAUUGAGAAAGAUGUUCUACGCAGGGGAGAGGGGGUACCAUUUAAUCUUGUAAGAAACCCUUACUAUGUUAGCUCUUACACAUUUGCUGCAAAUCAUAAUAUUCCCGGAUAUUUGCCUCCCGAUUAUAAUUUGUUACGAACCAAAUUACUUCAAAAGGAGAGGGCAAAUAUUGAUAGAUUGUUGCAACCAAUUAGGGGCACAUGGAAGGAAAAAAAGGUGAGCAUUGUUAGUGAUAGUUGGAGUGAUUCUCAAAGAAGGCCUUUGAUUAAUUUUAUGGCAGUGAGUAAAAAUGGGCCUAUGUUCAUUAAAGCAGUUGAUUGUUCUGGAGAAACUAAAGACAAAUAUUUCACUGCAAAUUUGAUGAAAGAAGUAAUUAAUGAGGUUGGGGCAAGUAAUGUGGUUCAAGUCAUCACGGAUAAUGCUCCUAAUUCUUUGAAAAAUAUUUAUACCGCAAAGAAUGUUGAGAGGAAUGAAGUCACAUAUGAAGAAUGUAGUUGGAUUAGUGACAUUAUCGAAGAUGGUUCGAUAAUUAAGAAUUUUAUCUCUAAUCACUCAAUGCGAUUGGCUAUAUACAAUGAAUUUGUGUCAUUGAAGUUGCUUUCGGUUGCCGAAACACGAUUUGCUUCCACAAUUGUUAUGCUCAAGAGGUUAAAGCUUAUAAAACGUGGUCUUCAAGCAAUGGUAAUUAGUGACAAGUGGAAUUGUUAUAGAGAGGAUGAUGUUGGGAAGGCAAAAUUUGUAAAAGAAAAGAUUUUGGAUGAUGUGUGGUGGGACUACGUUGAUUAUAUUCUUUCCUUCACGGGGCCUAUAUAUGACAUACUUAGGGCUUGUGAUAUGGACAAACAUUGCCUUCACUUCGUAUAUGAUAUGUGGGACACAAUGAUAAAGUGA
This is a messenger RNA of Camellia sinensis, 1278 nucleotides long. RefSeq lists its product as uncharacterized. Lineage: Eukaryota; Viridiplantae; Streptophyta; Magnoliopsida; Ericales; Theaceae. The record is from RefSeq and is a predicted model, not a curated record. Gene Ontology annotation, molecular function: DNA binding.